Carcharodon carcharias (great white shark) is the source of this 619-nucleotide messenger RNA. RefSeq names its product mitochondrial ribosomal protein L43 (gene mrpl43). The transcript has 3 exons. Gene Ontology annotation, biological process: mitochondrial translation. The coding region runs from base 59 to 529 and encodes 156 amino acids. Gene Ontology annotation, cellular component: mitochondrial large ribosomal subunit. Gene Ontology annotation, molecular function: structural constituent of ribosome. The record is from RefSeq and is a predicted model, not a curated record. Lineage: Eukaryota; Metazoa; Chordata; Chondrichthyes; Lamniformes; Lamnidae.
AAAUAAAUUGCUUCCUGUGGCACUGUGGUGUGUGUGUGUGAGAGAGAGAGAGGGAGGCAUGACGGCGAGAGGGACUGCUAGCCGCUUCCUGCAGAGUGUCUUGCAGAAUGGGGUGGGCAGGUACAUCUGCCAGCUGAAGAGGCUCAGCCUUGUGUUCAGCAAAGAGGCUCCCAGCAGCAGAGGGGUCAGAGAGUUCAUUGAAGAAGGCGUGGUAGACUUUGCAAAGCAGAAUCCUGGGAUCGUGGUGUAUGUCACGGCAAAGCGCUGUAAUGUUCCGAAGCUGGUCGGGGAGUACUUGAACGGAGCAGUGAAGGAAGAGGCCCUAAACAGCAAGACAGCGGAGGAGGUGGGACAGCUGCUUCAGAAGAUGGUCAAUCAGUCAGGCCUGGACAUAAUCCGCAUUCGCAAACCGUUUCAUACAGACAACCCGAGCAUACAGGGCCAGUGGCAUCCGUUCACUAACAAAGCCAGCAUCCUGAAUGUGCAAGACUUCAAAAAAGAAAGAGAGGGGCCAGCCAGCAGCCUCUGAAGCAAAGUGAUGAAUUUAACCAGGCCUGGGUGAAUGGACUGAGUUACAUAAACCUAAUGUUCUUUAUUUAAAUAAAGCAAAACUCCCAAA